AUACAUAGAAAAGUGAAUCAUCGAGGUUAUACAGUCACACAUAGGAAAAAUGUCUGGUUUGGUUUUUCUAUCAGUGUUAUUUCUGCUUCUCCAGCUUCCUCUGUCAUCGCUCUCAAACUCUGAAGGUGACGCUCUCUAUGCUUUCAGAAAAGGUCUUUCUGCUGCCGACCACAUAUUUGACAGUUGGGACCCCUCCAAUGUAGAUCCUUGUACUUGGUUUCAUAUAUUGUGCGACUCCAACAAUCACGUGGUUCGCAUAGACUUGUACAAUUAUAACAUAGUUGGAACUUUGAGCCCAGAACUUGGCCGUUUACCCUACCUUCAAUACCUGAUGGUGAAUCGGAAUAAACUAUCUGGGAAGAUUCCUCCCGAACUAGGCAACUUGGGCAACCUUAGAAGUAUGGAUUUGUCUGAUAACCAAUUGGAAGGGAACAUCCCAGUGUCGUUUGGCAACUUGAAAUCACUUAAAUUUCUAUGGCUACAAAACAACAAGUUGACAGGAUCCAUCCCAAAAGAGGUCAUUGAUCUUCAUCUCCCAGUCUUUAAUGUAUCUGGUAAUCACAUCCAUGGUGCAGAUGGCAACAUCCCCAUGAAGUUUUGAGAAUGUAAAAGCAGUCAAAGCUGAGAAGAACAGUGCCGUGUAAACUCAACAAUAAGCUUUGUUUAGGCAACAAUUAGUACCAGAAAUGUAUGAUAGCACAAAUUUAAACAUGUCACGU
This is a messenger RNA of Vigna angularis (adzuki bean), 719 nucleotides long. Its product is annotated as leucine-rich repeat protein 1. The record is from RefSeq and is a predicted model, not a curated record. NCBI's taxonomy places the organism in Eukaryota, Viridiplantae, Streptophyta, Magnoliopsida, Fabales, Fabaceae. The coding region runs from base 50 to 601 and encodes 183 amino acids. The transcript has 7 exons. Gene Ontology annotation, molecular function: protein binding.